AUGAAUUGCUUUACUGAAAAUUGUUGUUUCAAAUUCAAUUAUUUUAUUUGUGGUUCAAAAGAGAAUUCAUCAAAGAAGAAAAUCAGUGUAUCCGAAAAUCUUUAUGUUAAUCAAAUUCGUUCAAAUGACAAAAUGAUGCCUUUGAAAGAUUUCUCAUCUUAUUGUAUAUUUUCAAAAGAUAAUUAUUUUCAAAGUAAAUCUUCGUUUUAUUCACUUGCUCAAUCUUAUGUGACAUUAAAUAAUCAAAUUUUAGUCAAAGAUAUUAUUCUUUAUCGUCAUAAUCCAAAUGAACAAUUAGGUUUAACUCUUUCCUAUGGAAUCACAUCACAAUUUCAGACAAAUAUUUACAUUGAAAAGAUUGAAAAAGGAAGUCUCGCUCAUCGACAAGGAGAAUUUCAAUGUGGAGAUCAAAUUAUUCAAAUAAAUAAUAUCAAAGUUUUUAAUCGAGAACAAGCAAUUCAAUUGAUUCAAGGUGUUUCACUUCUCAUUUUUCAAAUCAUUCGUUUUCAAUUCAAACAAGAACAUUCUUCUCAAAGAACACAGUUAACUGAAGAUGACAGUGGAAUUAUUUUAGGAUUUGAAAGAAAUCGACGACGAUCAACUAGUUUAUCGUGUUUAACAAGAAAUCAUUUAUUAAAUCGAUCUCGUCGUUGUCUCUCGUUAAAUGAUUUAGCGAGAAAAAAUCAAUCGAUAUUUUCUUUUAAUGAUUUAAUUCAAUCGGAAAGUUUAUUCGAAACAACAACUACAGAUAAUGAAAAAAAUAUUCUUAAACCACUUCCAUUUAAUUAUCAGAAAGAUUUCGUAAGAAAAGAUUCGAAAUUAAUUCGUCGUCGUUAUCGAGAAAGACGUUUAAAAGAAGAUAAUCAUUCAUUGAUAACAACAACAACUGAUGAAGAUGAAUUUAAACAAGGUCGAUACUGGACACGAAAACAAAGAAGGGAACAAUUUCAAAAAUGUAAACAAAAUAAACAAAAAGAUUUGUUAAAGAAAAAUCAUUCGUUGAAAAGAACAACUGAUGAUUUUAAUUUAUUAAAUCGAAUAUUUCUUAGAGAAAAUCAACAAGAAUUACAAGAAAAACCAUAUUUAGCUGUACAAUUUUCUAAACAAACAAAUAUUGAAAAACAAAAAUUAAAAGAAUUUAUUCAACAAAAUCAAAUGAAAAGAUCACAUAAAACAUCUUUAUCAACAACAACUGCAUCAAUCAAUACUUCUCAUUAUCAAUCAUCAUCAAUUAUUAUUUAA
Adineta ricciae is the source of this 1242-nucleotide messenger RNA. The record is from the annotation of a GenBank genome assembly. NCBI's taxonomy places the organism in Eukaryota, Metazoa, Rotifera, Eurotatoria, Adinetida, Adinetidae.